CCAGCUUUUUGGAUGCAAAUCGAGCAACAUGGCCUCGAUGCACAACUGCGGCUUGGGGGGACUAGCGUGGAGGAAGCGGCCGAUCUUCUUGCUGGCCACCCUGCUGUUAAACGUGAAUGCAGCUGGGUUUUCCCCCCCCCCCUUGCCCGCUAUCCUGGCUCCAUCACCCACACCGUAAUCCCACAACCACCUACUGGCCCGAUGACCCAGCACACGUUCAUGAGGGACGAAUCGGCGGGAGCCAAGAUGGCGGGCACAAGUCCUAACAACACAACAGGCCCUAGGGAAGAGACCCUGGCGCAAGCUUGA
Messenger RNA from Pelobates cultripes (western spadefoot toad), 309 nucleotides. Lineage: Eukaryota; Metazoa; Chordata; Amphibia; Anura; Pelobatidae. The record is from the annotation of a GenBank genome assembly.